This is a messenger RNA of Vicia faba (fava bean), 363 nucleotides long. NCBI's taxonomy places the organism in Eukaryota, Viridiplantae, Streptophyta, Magnoliopsida, Fabales, Fabaceae. The record is from the annotation of a GenBank genome assembly.
AUGAGCUUUGAUGAUGGAGUUGAAGAGGAGAAUGUUGGGGUUAUGGGUAUGGUCGAAGAUGAGAGUGGCAUAAGGGGUUUGUUGAAGAGAGGCGCAGACGGUGACGAAAUGGGAGAGGAUUUGGUUGGAUUGGUGGAGGCCAUGGCGGAGGAAGUGGGCGUGGAUUUGUGGAAGAUCACUUUGGGUUUUGGUCUUGUGAAGGAGAUGCAGAAUUUUUCGCUCUAUCUUUUGCAAACCUUUGUUCAUUCCCAUUCUAAUUACACCUCUAGAACCAACAAAAGCGAUCCCAAAAUCAGAAUGAGGAGUGAUUCUCUGGAAUGCUUCACCACUCAUUAUAUUCCCUCUCUUUUUACUCUCAUUUAA